Monodelphis domestica (gray short-tailed opossum) is the source of this 8924-nucleotide messenger RNA. RefSeq names its product activin A receptor type 1C (gene ACVR1C). Gene Ontology annotation, biological process: cellular response to growth factor stimulus; cell surface receptor protein serine/threonine kinase signaling pathway; protein phosphorylation. The record is from RefSeq and is a predicted model, not a curated record. NCBI's taxonomy places the organism in Eukaryota, Metazoa, Chordata, Mammalia, Didelphimorphia, Didelphidae. Gene Ontology annotation, molecular function: ATP binding; transmembrane receptor protein serine/threonine kinase activity. Gene Ontology annotation, cellular component: plasma membrane; signaling receptor complex.
AGUUGGGGCUGGUGGCUGGAGCACCCACACCUCCUGCCUAGGGGGGCGUGGGAUGGGGGAAGGGGAGGGAAACAGAGAGGGGCGCAGGCACCGACUAGUGGCUACCGCGCACUUCAAAAGGCGUCCCCGGGCUGCGCUCUAUUCCCGCACCCUGGGAACUUCUGAGAACUGCGCGCCCGCCUUCUCUCUUUCUCUGCUUUCUGCUGUCCUUCCUCUCUUUCCUGGCUUGCAGCCGGCCCCCCGCAGUGACCAUGACCCGGGCGCUCCACUUCGCGCUCCACCAGGCUCUGGUGCUCUUCGCCAUCGCCGCCUCUCUCUCUGCAGGACUGAAGUGUGUGUGUCUGUUAUGUGAAUAUUCAAACUUUACCUGCCAAACUGAAGGGGCAUGUUGGACCUCAGUCAUGCUAACAAAUGGUAGAGAAGAGGUGAUCAAAUCCUGUGUCUCCCUUCCAGAGCUCAAUGCUCAAGUCUUCUGCCACAGCUCUAACAACAUUACAAAGACUGAAUGCUGCUUCACAGAUUUUUGCAACAAUAUUACCCUACACCUCCCAGCAGCUGCAGCAUCUCCCAAACUGCAAAAACUAGGACCAGUGGAGCUGACCAUAAUUAUUACCGUGCCAGUAUGCCUUUUGUCCAUUGCUGCAAUGUUGACUAUAUGUACCUGUCAAGGACGUCAAUGUACUUAUAAAAAGAAAAAGAGGCAAAAUGUGGAAGAACCAUUAAAUGAAUGCAACUUAGUAAAUGCUGGCAAAACUCUUAAAGAUCUUAUUUGUGAUAUGACUACAUCUGGGUCUGGAUCUGGUUUACCUUUAUUGGUCCAGAGGACAAUUGCAAGGACGAUCGUACUUCAGGAAAUAGUAGGAAAAGGUAGAUUUGGUGAAGUCUGGCAUGGCAGGUGGUGUGGGGAAGAUGUGGCUGUGAAAAUAUUCUCAUCAAGAGAUGAAAGGUCUUGGUUUCGGGAAGCAGAAAUCUACCAAACAGUUAUGCUGAGACAUGAAAACAUCCUUGGUUUCAUUGCUGCUGAUAAUAAAGAUAAUGGAACUUGGACUCAGUUGUGGCUUGUAUCUGAAUACCAUGAGCAGGGCUCUUUAUAUGACUAUUUAAAUAGAAACACAGUUACAGUGGAUGGUAUGGUCCGUUUGGCACUGUCAGUAGCCAGUGGUCUGGCCCAUCUACAUAUGGAGAUAGUUGGUACCCAAGGCAAACCUGCAAUUGCUCAUCGAGAUCUAAAAUCAAAGAAUAUUUUAGUGAAAAAAUGUGAAGCCUGUGCCAUUGCAGACUUAGGACUAGCUGUGAAGCAUGAUUCAGCCCUGAACACAAUUGACAUCCCUCAAAAUCCCAGAGUUGGAACAAAGAGGUAUAUGGCUCCUGAAGUACUUGAUGACACAAUGAAUAUGAAUAUCUUUGAGUCCUUUAAACGUUCUGAUAUAUAUUCUCUUGGUCUUGUGUAUUGGGAGAUAGCACGGAGAUGUUCAGUUGGAGGAAUCACUGAGGAGUACCAAUUGCCUUUCUAUGACAUGGUGCCUUCAGAUCCCUCAAUAGAAGACAUGCGGAAAGUUGUUUGUGACCAGAAAUAUAGACCAAAUAUUCCAAACCAGUGGCAAAGCUGUGAGGCACUCCGGGUAAUGGGUAGAAUAAUGAGGGAGUGUUGGUAUGCAAAUGGGGCAGCUCGCCUGACAGCUCUGCGUAUUAAGAAGACCAUUUCUCAACUCUGUGUAAAAGAAGACUCCAAAGUAUAAGUGAUAUUUGGCGUUCAAAAGGAAUCUUUUUUAAAAUUGUAAAUAUUUUUUUGCUUUAUUGUUUUGCCUUUGCUCUACCUCAGAGAUAUACAGUAUUUAAAUGCCCAAAGCAAGCCCUAACACCCUGCUUUAAAGUUGAGUGCUGACUGGGCAACUUUUGGCUGAUCUUGUUUUGUAUUGUCUUUUAUUUUAAAUUGUAACUCACUAAUUUUUUUCCAUAAAGUUAAGAAAAGAAUACCAAAAAAAAAGCAGAGAAGAAAUGUGUAACUAUAUAUAUAUAUAUAUAUAUAUAUUUUUUUUUUUUCCUACUUGAAACAAAUUCAGAUGAAUUGUUUUAUUCUAAGGUAAAAUAUGUGAUGGACCAAAUUAAUUGAGAAUGCUUAGUAGUUUUCCUUCAGUUUUUCAUAUUUUCCCCACAAGCAGAAUGAACUUGUUUAGUUACUGUAUUCACAAUUUAGUUACAAAACAAUGAAGAAUGAGAUCUUUCACAAAAAGUGGUAAGAGACUUAAGUGAACUUCCAGAUCUAUCCAUUUGAUAUUCUCUUCAUAAAACAUCAGUCACUUCAUUUAUUGCCCUAUCAAGCAGUAUUACUCUCUUAUUUUUCAAUUAUUUACAUCUCUCUUGAUAUCUCUCUCUCUUCCUCACUCUCUCAUCUGUCUUUUGCUUUCUGUUUCUCAGAGUUUAGUCAGGUUUAAAUUUGCCUUCAAUAGGAAUUUCUAAAAUGAAAGUGAAGGACUGGCGACUGUUCAUACUGUCUGUCUUAGCUACACAUUCUGUUGGACAGGCUUAUAGAGUGUCCGUCCAAAGGCAUAUUGAAAGCAUAUUGAAAUAGACAUUCUUUACACAUUUGCUCUUUCUUGGGUGGAUAGAUAAACCAGACUCCUUUAUCUUUUUUGUUCAGCUCCAAAUGAGAAGAAGAAAGAAUUUGUGGAAGGAGGGAAAGGGAAAAUGAUGAUUGGUGACAAACAAAAAAAUCUCUUAAAUAUGGAAGCUAAUCUUAUGAUUCUACAGAGUAACAUAAGAAAUAUCCUUGUUUGAUAGCUGCUGUAAAUGCAUACUCACCCUCUAGUCCAGAAUAAAUAUCAGUCUUUUGUGAGUAGGAAGAAAUUCUGAUUUUACUGCUUUUUGCUUUUUGUCCACUGCCCUUGGGGAAGUCAAAUACUCAAAUGGUUCUAUGAUCUGUUCUAUUUGUUGUUCCCUCCAAACAUGCAGAAUGAAUACUAUCUCCACUUAGUAGACAUUCUUUAUACAUUUGGUCUUUCUUGUGUGGAUAGAUAGGCCAAACUCUUUCAAGUGAUUACACAUCUUUUUUAGUACAAAAGGCUAGUAAAAAACAAUUUCUUGGGCUCUACUUGGUAUAGAUUUAGGACUAUUUUAGUAUUACUCCUGAAUGAUCUUUUAAAAAACCUCCAUCUAAUUUACUAUUGAAACACUGGUUAGCGAUUGAUUGCCCUUGGAUUCCAAAUGGAAAUAUGUUACACUGGCUAUAUAAGCAGCUAGGUUGCUUGAUGGAUAGAGCCCUGGGUCUGGAAUCAGCAAGGUCUGAAUUUAGAACUGGUAUCAGACACCAGUUGUGUGAUUUUGGGGAAGUCACUUAACCAUGCUUGCCUCAGUUUCCUCAUCUGUAAAAUUAACUGGAAAAGAAAAUGGUAAGCCAUUCUAGUAUUUCUGUCACACGUAGAUAUUAUACAUUAAUAUGUUUAAUGUUUUACCUGUAGAUGCCUUCAAGUGUAGUACAUCCGUGUUUUCUGUACAAGUGUUUCCGUUUUGGUAGAUGCCUGUUUUGGUAUAUUAUCCUCACCUAUCAAAUAGCCUCAAAUUUUACUGAAAAAAUUCAUAACAGAAAUAAGAAGGGAGUCAUUUAAUAGGAAAAUGGUGGUGAAAGGCAGAGUUAAAGGUUAUAAAGUUCUUUGUACCUCAUGAUGUACUUAUGCAUGACAAGCAUUCUCUGAAGGGAAUAGGAUAACACUGAGAGCAUUUGUCAUCUUCACUAGGCAUCCCUUUGAUGCUACAUCCACCUCUAACUUUCUUUUAAUAGAGCUCCUGUAUACGAGAGAGAUUUGUGCCUUGUUCGAUUCCUUUGCAAAUUUUGAGCAUCAGGGUAUCUUACUUAUUUCUAAUUUUUUUCUCUUCAGUACAAUGAAAAACUGAAGGAAAAUGCUACUGAGUGAAGCACAGUGUAAAUGUUUAUGGCAUUUAUGCUAGAACAUUGCUGAAAAACAUGAUUUCUUGUCAAUAUUUCGGCAGCAACUUCUUUUUACUUAUGAAUUGUAAUUGGUUUGUAGUUAGUUCAUAGUCUAUUUUAUCCCCAUUUUUCUGUGUUCAAAAUAUUCUACUUGGCAUGGCAUAGUUAGAAUUUGUCAUUUAUACCCUGACUUGAAAGUAAAUUGGAGCAUAGUGCUUCAUUGCUAUUUUGGUGAUAGCAUUUGCUUUGAUAUUUUUCUGUAUAAUACUUUAAAAUCAACUUAUAUUUAAAAAUUGAAUGAUUGUGUGAAAAUACAUGUUUAAUUUUAUUUUUUGUCUCCAAAGCAGAAUUUAGAACCAAGAUUUACUUGCAGUUAUCAAUGGAUUUGUGAGGUUAGAAGGUCUAUAAAAACUCUGUUUCUUUUCACUACUUUUACUAUCCUUUUGAUUAAUAGGGCAGUUAGGUGACACAGCAGAUAGAAUAGGGGACUUGGAGUCAGGAAGACUCACCUUCCUGAGUUCAGAUCUGGCCUCACAUACUUGCUGGCUAUGUGACCCUGGGCAAGUCACUCAAGCCUGUUUGCCUUCAUUUCCUUAUCUUUAAAAUGAAUUGGAGAAGGAAAUAGCAAACCACUUAUCUUUACUAGAAAAUCCCAAAUAAGGUUGAGAAGAGUUGGACAUGACUGAAAUGAUUGAACAGCAACAAUAAUGAUUAACACUAUAGUAUAGUUUGACCAGAAAGCUCUUUGGUUCAGAUCUAGCCUAAGCUCUUUCUAAGAAAAUUUAUCUUAAAUACCUGAGCAAUUGAUAUAGUUCCUGAUUUGGGGGAGUCACUUAAAUUCUCUUAAAUUCAACUGUAAAAUGAGAAGGUCAGACUACAUAGACUCAGUCUCUUCUGUAUCUAAAAUUAUAAUCCAAUCCUUGGGAACAUGGGAAUCAUAUUCUCUAUUAUGGAUUCAUCUACAACAUAGUCCUGAAGCAACCUCAGUGUCAUCACGCAUAACUUCUCUUUCACUCUCACCACGCAUAUGCAAUUAGUUGACAAAUAUUGUCAUUUCCACCCCAGUAACAUCUCUCCUUCUCUCUUCUCAUAGUCAGUCAUCUCCCUAAUUCAUUUCCCCAUCACCUUUCACCUGGAUUUCCAAUCAUCUUCCAAUUCUAUAUGCUAAUUGGAGCCUCUUUCUCCAGUUUCUCUCUUCUUAACCCCUUCUUCUUGCACACUGCAGCCUGAGCUACUUUUCUAAAGUGUAAGGUGUCCAUGUCAUGUCAUUGUUUUUUAUGUAAACUCUGAUGGCCGCAUCUUACCUCUAAUAUCAAAUAUAUACUUCUUUAUAAGGCCUUGCAAUUCUUCUCAGCCAUGUCCCUAACUUCCCUUCCAGUCUUCUUAAAUAUUACUACACUCCACAUGCUCUGUGGGAUAACCAUACUCAUCUACUUGCUGGUCUUUGUACAUGAGGCUCCAUUGUCUGUUUCUAUGCCUAUGCCUUGGCCAUCUUUUGUAUCUGGACUGUUUGCCCUUCUCAACUUCAGUUCUUAUAAUACCCAUUUUCCUUACAGUGCUCAAGUGCUACAUUUUUUAGGAGGCUUUUAGUUUUUUUAGUUUUUUUUAGUUCUCCACAAUUUAGUGCCAUUUCUUCAAGCUUUCUUUCAUCUACUCCCUAUGUAUCAUAUAUAUUUUGUCUCUUCUAUUAGAAAGUAAGCUUCUUGAGGGUCAGGAUUAUUUUUGUUUUUUAUUUAUAUUUCCAGUUCUUGGCUACAGAGCUUGAUACAUAGUAAGUACUUAAUACAUGUUUGAAUGUUUGCUGAUUUAUUAAUUGAUUAAAGCAUAAACCUCUAAACUUGGCUCUAAAGAUCAAGAUUUCAGUGUACACAACUGAAAUUAUCAACUAAGUUUCUAAAAAUUAAGUUCUGUUCAGAAGAAAAUAUGGCAUCUCUGGCACUGGCAGGGAAAUAAGAACAAGAAAUAACUUAAAAUUGACAGUUGGCAUUGAAUUAUAUAAAUACAGAAAACCAUUAUUAUUAUAUUAACCAACAUCCACGUGUCAGGUGUCUAAAGUGUCUAAAGUCUAAAAUGUUAUUUUUCUUAAGAUAUGUCCUAUAUACCCUGUCCUAUUUUGAGAUGACUACUUCAAUGUUUUGAUCAUUGUUAGCAUUCUAGAAAAAGAGAGUACAGUCCAGUAUGCUUUACAAAACAGCUCAAUUGUGUAUUUAUCUUUCAGUGUUAGUACUGAGAUUUAGAUCUUCAGAAUAUAAAUAGGGUAAAAUUACAGAUGACAUCAAUCCUUAAUUCUGAGGAUUAGAUAGGAUGCUAAUAAGAGAAGCAACUUUUUUUAAAGUAGAAAAAUUAACUCUGUCCCUUUCAACUUUUUUCUUAUCUUUUUCCUUUCCCUGAUACAGUUUUCUUCUUUUGCUUUUCUUUCCACCUAAAUCAUUUCUCUUUCUCUUUCUAUUCCUUUACUACAGUAGUACUUAUGAUCUGCAAAACAUUUUACAUCUAUUAUCUCAUUUAAUCACUCAACAAUAUGGUAAGAUAGAUUCUACAGGUGUUAUUGUUCCAUAUAUGGAGGUUAACAAACUAAAUCUCAGAGAUGUUAAGUGACUGGCUUGUGGUCACACAAUGGGUGAAAGAAGUGGGAUUUGAGUUCAAUUCUUCCUCAUUCUAGAGCUAGUACUCUGUCAACCAUGUUAUCUUGUUUCCAAAAUGAAUCCUUUUUUAAUACUGAUUUGAACUUUAUAUUUGGAAGAAAGGAGAAAAGCUAACUAUCCUUCCUCCUUUACUGGAUUGGAAUUUAAAAUUAUUUUAGUUACUAAAUUUGGGAAACCAUGCUUCUUCAUUUUAAGUAUAAGCAUAAGCCUUAGUUCCUUUAUUCCUCCAAUCUCCCACCACCUUAGCUUGUGAUCACAAGCCACUUAAAUUUUUUUUCACUAAAGAAAUUCUCUAUUUCUAAUUUUCAAACUAACCUAUCUCAUUCCUUUAUUCCCGUCUCUUCUUCCUUCUUUUUGUUUCUGCCCAUUGAAUAUAACUCUACCCUUGUCAAUAUUUUUCCUCUAAAUGUUUUCAACUCCCCAUGAAUGGUAAAAUUAGCCAUUUCAUUUGACAUGAAAAAGGGGACAUUUGAUGGUAAUUUUAUUUUAAUAUUAAAGUAUGUUUGAAGUAAUUUAAUUUUUUUUUUGUCUAAGAAAAGCCUACCUUGAUUUGUUCCCAUUUCAGGUCAACCUUUAAUAUAUGAAAAUGGAAAUUAACUGAAUUGUGAGAUGUUCUCUCUCUCUCUCUCUCUCUCUCUCUCUCUCUCUCUCUCUCUCUCUCUCUCUCUCUCUCUCUCUCUCUCUCUUCUCUCUCUCUUUCUGUACUUACUUUUUUUAAACUUCAGCCAUGAUCUCUCAUUCAGCCAUUUUACCUCACUGUUCAAACCAUACAAAAAAUUUGCUGAUCUCUAAUAUUUGAAUUUCAUUUUUUAGAAAAAAAUUUCAGGUAGACAAUAUAUAUAACAAAAAGUUUGGGGAAAAACUAAACCUCUUCCACUCUACACUUAUUUAUAUUGAGGAAUAAUUUACCUAAUCUUACCAGUAGGAUGUGCUAUUUUCCAUAAAAUAUCUCUUUACAACUCUAACAAUGUUAGUGCCAGAUACUACUUGAAAUAUAUGUACCAAACAAACAACUCCGAAGAACACAACUGUAUUAAAAAUUAGUGCUAUGUAUUUAGAAACUGAAAAACAAAUUUAAAGAGUAAAAAGAUAUUUGGAAAUUGGUCCUAUAUCAAACUGAAUGAAUAUGAUAAAAUAUGCACUCCUUCUUUUUCUGUCACCUUUAUUAACAUAAAAGACAUUGCAGAAAACUAGGUGAAUCUACAUUUUGUAAUGUUGAUAGUGGUCUCAUUUAUUAUGUAGAUGUGGCUAUUUGUGAUAGCUGGAAAUGGUAUAAUAUUUAUGACAAAGUUUAUAUGAUUAGUGCAGACAUAGCUAAAAACAGCGCCCAGGUAAAUUAUCCUAUGUGUAAUUAUGAUACAUUUUAAAGUGUAUUUUUUCAUGUAAUUAUCAUCAAUGAGCCUUAAUUAUAGAUUCCAGGCCAAUUGCCAGACCGAUCAUCAAUCCAUUAUUGCACUAUUCUUAUCCUGUACUGGAGAAGAUGGUCCAGAUGAGUUUUCUUCAAUUGUAUUUCAAGUUUUUAAAGUGUCCUAAAAACAAUGAUAAAAAUUAAUUUUAGAUUCCCAUGAAAAGUUUCGGAAGAGAUUCUAAGACCCUCAUAUAAAUGACAUUUUUCUUUUCCUAGGCCAAUUUAUUAUGCAGCUGUACCAUAACAGUCAUACUGUUAAUAUCUGAAAACCAUGUAUUUUGAUUUUGUAAAAGAUGUCUUGACCUACUAUGAUAAGGAUCAUUGCUUUUGACAAUUUAAAGAAAAUUAUCCAGUUAAAAUUCUUAGUAACACAGAAGAGAGAUUACAUUUAACAGAUAAGCCAUGGCAAAUGCAGAAGAGGAAUUAAAAAAUGUACAAUAUGUUUUAAAAUGAUAAAUGUGUAAUAAAUUACAUCCAAGAGAUCUGUAUAUAUUUUCUGCACAGAUGGAACUUUUAGUAGUUGCUAACUUUUCAAUUGUUUAAUUUGAAAAGCUACACAAAUUUCAAAGAUAAGUGAAUGAUGUUUAAAUGUUUCAUUGAUUUAUGAGUUUGUGUAAAAGCUUUGUAGUUUUAUAUGGUUAUAUAAUGCUAAUCUUUUUACUUAGAAAUAACAGUAUUUUAGAACUCAGUAACAGCUCAGUGAAACACUUAAAAUGUUUAAACAUACAAGUCAUAAAAAUAUUUAUUUUAGACCAUUUAAUUUUAUCGUGUAACAUUUGAACUGCCUCUAGAUGUAAAUAAUUAUCUGCCUAAAUGUUAUAUUUUAUAUGUAUACAUUUUUGAAAAUGUAUUGUUUUGUAAAGUGGCAAAGAUCAUAAAUUAAGUACUCCUUGCACUUGUUUCUGUGAAGCAUAAAGCUCUAUUUUAAAUAAAAAAAUAAAAAUUU